This is a messenger RNA of Manduca sexta (tobacco hornworm), 2722 nucleotides long. RefSeq names its product integrin alpha-4. The transcript is spliced from 22 exons. Gene Ontology annotation, cellular component: external side of plasma membrane; integrin complex. Gene Ontology annotation, biological process: cell-matrix adhesion; integrin-mediated signaling pathway; cell adhesion mediated by integrin. Gene Ontology annotation, molecular function: integrin binding. The record is from RefSeq and is a predicted model, not a curated record. Bases 539 to 2596 code for a protein of 685 amino acids. NCBI's taxonomy places the organism in Eukaryota, Metazoa, Arthropoda, Insecta, Lepidoptera, Sphingidae.
CAUGUGCCCCAUUAUGGAUACCAAGUGAGAGACGACAUCUUAGUAUCAAAGAGGAGCCUUACGGAACAUGUUUUGUGUACGACAAAAACUUCACCAGGUAUAACGGAACGGUUGAAAGAGCAGUGCGGAAAGGGUCGCGUGUGUCAAGACGUCAGGACUUGUUUCUUGGCGGUGGCGGCUGGACCACUUUACUUGACAAGAACAAUGGACUAAUACUAGUCGCGAAGACAUCUUUUGCAGGCGACAUUGUUUAUGUUCCGUUAGAGAGCCCUUUGAAUGACUCCAAAUCGCUUAUAGAGCUGCUCGAUAGACGUGAUUUAUUAUAUACAAAAAUGAGUACAUUUACAAAUGUUGGAAACGCUCUAGUUGCGGGUAAUUUUUUUUCAAACUCGACUAUAUACGCUUUUAGCAUGACUAUUGAAACCAUGGCGGGACAGGUUGGUUUCUUGGAAUACAAUAAAGAUAAACAAUUAUUAACAAUUAUGACAGAUAAAAAACAAAGGGAGCCAUUUGCUAUAGUAAAUAAAAAGGUUGGUCUAUGUUUGCGGCUGCACUCGCUGCCGAAGAUCUCAAUAAAGAUGGAUAUUCAGAAUUAAUUGUAGGAGCUCCCGUACAAAAUGAUGGCGAUGAAACAUCUGAACAGGGUGCAGUUUAUAUUUAUAUAGGAGGCGAUAAGAAUACCAUAACGGAACCGGGAAGGAUGCGUUUAAUCUCGGCCUCUAAGGACGGGGGCCGUUUCGGAUCAGCGAUAGCCGCUAACGAUGUGGACGGUGAUGGAAUAGCAGAACUUUUCAUCAGCGCGCCAUACGAAGAUAGCGGAAUGGGUGCUGUGUACAUUCUCUCUGGCUACGAAAUAAGCAAGUUGUUAAGACACGAUUCAAAACAACAAAUAUUGCUGAAUGAGUUAAAGUUUCAACAAAGAGUUCAAGCUGAAGGGUUUCGAAGUUUUGGCUACAGUCUACAGAUUGUAUCAGAUCUUGAUGAUAAUGGAUGCAAUGAAUUAGCCAUAGGAUCGCCUGGCAGUGACAGGGUACUGAUAUACCGUUGUGUGCCAGCUAUCAAUGUGACGCUGUCUGCGACGUUACUUGGAGCUAAGUACGUGAAAGAGCAAGCCGACAGCUUCGUCGUGGCCGUUUGUGUCGAUAUUGAUCACAAGCCGAACGCUUCAGCCAUAGGAAAUUUAAUAGUUGACACUAGUAUAGUGGGAUAUGAUGCUUACAUGUCAAGAUCUAAGUUCAUAAUAGAUCUAUCUAAGGGAGCGGCUGUACACUGUGAAAAUAUGACGGUAAAGUUGAGUGAGAAAGGCGAAGGCGAGUAUGACUUCGAAGCAAAUGUGAAAAUGGAUCCAAAAGAUCUAGAAAUUAUAGAGAAAACCAAAGCUUUCAAUACUUCUUGGGUCACUUUACGACACCAUAGCGAGACAAAAAAAAGUAUCAAAAUUGUCAGGCGCUGCGAGGCGGAAGACUGUAACACCAAUUUAACUACAUCACUCGUUUGGUCUGGAGCUCAUGAUUACGUGCUGGGUUCAUCAGCGAAUGAGACAGUGUCGGUGACUGUACAGAACUCCGGGCAUCAAUCCCUGGACAGUUGUGCGUGGGUGAAGAUCACUGGGGCGCCAGUACGGCUGGGCAACUGUCGCCGAGACGGGGAGGGAUACAAGUGCAUGCUGUCAACCCCCUUAAAAAGGGAUAAGAAAGAUACCCUGAACUUCAGUUUGAACAUGACUACUCUGCGGAGUACGGAUGAAAAACUUGAGGUGAUAGUACGCGUCCACGAGAACUGCGACCAGCCAGAAAACACAACGCACAAGAUGGAAGUAAAAUAUCAAUUGUCAACUGACCAUAUUCACGUUAAUGGCAUUGCCAAAGAUCGAAAUGUGACCGAAAAAGUAAUACUGGACGAUAAAAUCGAAAUAAUAAACGACGGCCACGAGUACGAGAUAGUGAACAACGGAACGGUAGAGUGGGUGAAUGUGGUUGCGGUCAUCGCGAUUGACAAGAAACCGUUUAUUCAUCAUUACAUGGCUUCAAUUCCAGAAUAUGAGUGCAGUGAAAAAAAUGAAACUGACAAAAUUUUGUUCGAGUGUAAUUUUAAUUUGAUGCCCCAUUCGAGGAAAACAGCAAUCGUAACUAUUGAUAUCCAAAAAGACAACAUAUUAAAGAACCUGAUAAAUGGAAAGUUAAAUACCACUUCGCUAUUGACAUUAUAUCUGACACCAAAAUUGCCACCAUUGAGCGAUAAUGCAACAAUGUUUAUGACAUAUUUGCAAGAACGAUCAUUAUUGAACAAUAAGUUGGUGAUUGUACUGGGUGCCGUUGCGUUGGCAAUAAUUAUACUUGCAAUAUUUAUUUACGCUCUUUACAAGGCGAACUUCUUCAAGCGGAAACAGAAGAAACAAUUAAACGAACUGAGGGAGAGUGUGAGAAGGAGAAGUAUGAAAAAGCCAUCUGACACGCCGGUAACAAGUAAAACUGAAGAAGACAUUAUCAUCGAAGUGGUUGACGAGCCGCCGUUCGCAGUCCCAACAACGACAGACGAUGAAGCUGUGUUAAUUAUAGAGGAAAAGGCCCAAGUGCAUUUUUCCAGGAUGUCGUGACAGCUUGAUGCAAAACACAUCGGAUAAUACUCUUCAAGAAGUUCAUGCGAAUCAAUCAGCGUAGGACUUGAAUUGAACACCUCACGUAAGCGACUAAUGGCUCCCUAUAGAAACUUAAAUGGCAAA